AAUCUAAUCCACAUGAUAUGGACAUCGGCGCCAAUGCGAACUCGUCCAAAAUGGCGCUAUGUUUACGUACGUCCAUUGUCGUUUACUUAUAAUGGAGCACUCUGUCGAUUUUAUUCAUCAUCUGGGAUAACUUUAUUCACGCGUUCUGCAAGGACAACACCCAGCAUUCGAAUUGACCUUUUUGAAGGAUGCAGGCUGAGGCCACAGAUGUGUCCUUGCAUGAGGGCAUCCAAGCUCUUGGUGUCAGAGAGGAAGAAAAUCAAAAGGAAGCCUGCAAACAGGAAGAAGAAAGCGCUGAGCAACAGGAUGCUGAGAUGACAGCAGCGUCAUUGGAGGACACGGAAAACACAGACAGCAAAGACCAAGACACAGACAAGCUUGAGGAAGACAAACACCAAAAUGCACCACCGUCAGUCGCAGCGGUCCCAGUGGAAGAGGGAACGCGGACGACAGACAAGGACGGCGAAUGGGAGCUCGUGUACAGCGACGAGGAAAUGGAGGACCCAAAGAACUGGAUGCCUCCUCCCGCCGAGAUCAAGAGACUCUAUGAGCUGCUGGCCAAAGGCGAGAUGCUGGAGCUCAACUUUGAACCCCUUCCCCGAAGACCGCCCACGCCCGAACGCAGCCUUUCGCCCGAAAGGGAAAACGAGGACGACGAGGCGGAGGAGAGAGAAAGGAAGGAGAGGGAACGGAAACCUCCGAGUCCAACAGAGUUCGACUUUAACGAAGAGCAACAAAUCCAAGGGACCCCGAAAAACUCCUUUAUUAACAGACGUCGAACACCGGGUUCAUCGGCUCGCUCUUCCGUGAAAAGGGAAGCCCGGCUGGACAAAGUUCUAUCGGACAUGAAGCGCCACCGCAAAAUGGAAGAGCACAUCCUUCGCACGGGGCGAGAUCUCUUCAAGAGCGAGAAGAAGCUGGAGGCGGCGCUAUCGCCCAACAGCCAGAAGGAACGAGACAAGGAACGCGAGCGAGACAGCAAUCCCAAUACAGUCUUCUCUCCCAGGCAGAGGCGAUACUGAACUUACGCCGAUUGUUCCGGAGAACCCGCCCUGGACAUUUCUGAGCGCUUUUUCUAAACUUUGUAUGUUUUCAAUGUUUUGUAUGACGGCAAUAAACAUGCUAAACAGAGAGAUCAGAU
This is a messenger RNA of Corythoichthys intestinalis (scribbled pipefish), 1141 nucleotides long. It is a transcript of the gene pagr1, whose product is annotated as PAXIP1 associated glutamate-rich protein 1. Gene Ontology annotation, molecular function: nuclear estrogen receptor binding. The record is from RefSeq and is a predicted model, not a curated record. The transcript is spliced from 5 exons. Gene Ontology annotation, cellular component: MLL3/4 complex. NCBI's taxonomy places the organism in Eukaryota, Metazoa, Chordata, Actinopteri, Syngnathiformes, Syngnathidae. Gene Ontology annotation, biological process: positive regulation of intracellular estrogen receptor signaling pathway; positive regulation of cell cycle G1/S phase transition. Bases 189 to 1022 code for a protein of 277 amino acids.